AUGAAUCAUAUAGAUAAUGAUUUCGCACCAAUUCGGAAAUCUAACAUAACUGUGAAAUUCGACGAUAUAAUCCAUGACGUUAAGACAAAUCAUCAUCAAAUGAGCAUAUUGAAAAAUAUUUCGCUAGUAUAUGGAACGAAGAUGUCCCAAAGUAAACGAAAUGCAAUUGAAUCGAGAAGAAGGUCAAGUGAGUCACCUUUAAAAAAGAAAAAAAUAGAUAAGAACCUACGAUCUGACCAAGAAAAGGUGCUAUCACCCGAUCUAUUUACAAAUAAAAACAAAGAAACAGAAGUUUUACCUCCUUUUCUAGAACCAAAUUUCACCUUAAAAAAGCGUAAUUCAAUUAAAAUACCUUUAUUUUCAACGAAAAGAUACACCAAGACAAGUCCCAAGAAAAAUACAAUCAUUAAAAGAAAGCAAAACAUUCCUUUAUUUUCGCUCAAAAAUUCAAGUAAUAAAUUUGUGAAGAAACUGAAGCUUGAUCUACUUAACAAAUUGAGCCCGAGAUCAAGUUGUUCGCCUCCCUCAUAUUUUUCUGAGACAGAUAAAAUAUUAACAAAAAUCGUCGAUAGUACUCUCGAAGGAGCCCCGUUCGAUAAACCAAUUGCUUUAUGUGGACCCUAUAGUUAUUCCUAUGGAUUAUUUGAACGUAUUUUCAAAAGGGAAUGCCAAAAAUACAACUUUCAAUACGUUAAAGUAACUUUACCGCCAUUGCCUUUAGAAAAUAAUCAAAACAGUAGAUAUAACAACUGUGAAGUUUUAUUUGCUAAGAUGAAAAUACAAUUUCCUAAUGAGAUGAUGAAAGAGUCGUUUCAAGGCAGACAUCACGAAAUGUUUAAUAUCAGACAAGUUAUGAGAACCCUUGCAAAUGUUAUUAACAUCUCAAACCAAGAUAUUGAGCAUAAGUAUAUAAUACUAUUCUCUUCGACAGAUGCAAGAUAUCUUGAGUCUUCAGUAAUGAGAUCACGUUGGGAACUCAUCACUAAUUUUAUAGUAUCAGCUAAACUUCCAGCUGUAAUGGUUUGUUUCGACCAUCUUAUCGAAAAUUCCCCAUCAGAAUCAACUUUAUUAGAAAAUUCAACAGUUAUUGAUGUACCGAAGCUGCAUUCUCUACCUAAUUUUAUUUCUGAGCUAUCAUCCAUUUUAUAUUACGAAUCAACGUCGACUAGCGAUGUGGAAUUUUGCAAAUUGUGGAACGAGGAAAUGUCAAAUUAUUUAAAUAACAAAAACUCAAUGCUCUACAAAGAAGUAGAGAAGAUAUUUCUUUCCGGAGAAGGUCCACUAAAUUGUGUGAAAUUAAUUGUAGCAAAGAUUAUAUAUUGUAACGACUUGCCAUCUGUGUUUAAAAUGUUGCGUGAAGAUAUAAAACACAAUGUGCAAACCUAA
Maudiozyma saulgeensis is the source of this 1386-nucleotide messenger RNA. Lineage: Eukaryota; Fungi; Ascomycota; Saccharomycetes; Saccharomycetales; Saccharomycetaceae. The record is from the annotation of a GenBank genome assembly.